GAAGCCACGCUCGGCUGUCAGUAGUGUGGGCGCUGCCCGAGGUGCUGACAGGGAGCGGGCGGCCCGCCAUGGCCGCGCUGGACUGGUACGCUCACAAGGCGCUCGGCGACGGCAUCUUCUGGAUCCAGGAGCGCUUCUACGAGUCCGGGAACCGGGCCAACAUCUGGCUGGUGCGCGGCUCCCACCAGGACCUGGUCAUCGACACCGGGCUGGGGCUGCGCAGUCUGCCGGACUACCUCACCUCGUCUGGACUACUCCCGCACGGGCCGGCCGGGGGCGCCGGGCGCAGGCCUCUCAUGGCCCUGGCCACACACGUACACUUCGACCACGCCGGCGGGCUGCACCAGUUCGAGCAGGUGGCCGUGCACCGGCGGGAGGCCGAGGCCCUGAUCCUUGGGGACAACUUCGAGACGGUGACCUGGCUGUCGGACAGCGAGGUGGUGAAGGCCCCGAGCCCGGGCUGGACUGCCAGCCAGUACAAAGUGCAAGCCGUGAAACCCACUCACAUCCUGGAAGAUGGUGAUAUAAUAAGUCUUGGUGACAGACAGCUCACUGUAUUGCAUAUGCCUGGCCAUUCCCGUGGUAGUAUAUGCCUGCAUGACAGAGACCGGAAGAUUCUCUUUAGUGGAGAUGUGGCAUAUGAUGGAUCCAUGAUCGACUGGCUACCAUACAGUAGCAUCCCUGACUAUGUCCGCUCUUGUGAGCAUCUCAAAGAAUUGGUGGGCCGAGGUCUUGUGGAGAAGGUCCUUCCAGGGCAUUUCAAUACAUUUGGUAGUGAACGGCUUCAUCAUUUGGCCUCCAACUAUAUAUCGAAUGCUGGAGUUUGUCACAAAGUUUCCACUUGUGCUGUCAGGUCUUUUGCUGGAUUAGCUCUUCGGGUAACCAACUCUAGGAGAACAACUUAGUCGUAAUGACGUGAACUUAGAAGAAUAAAGAAAAUAAGGAUUUGCUAUGCAAAAGGCUGAAUUAAACCAAAUCUAAUACACACCCUAAUGUGAUGUGUUUAUGGGGGAAGGAACCUGAGAAAAGGCUGGGUCAGUUUUUGUAAUAGGUUUCAGACAAACUUACGGGGCGGUGCCUGAUAAGUGUAAUAUUUCUGCUGGUACCUGAGAUUUUGGGACAUUCUAUAAAGAUUCAAUAGAUGUCCAAUCUCUAGAUAUCUUAGAAUCUGAAUGGCUACCAGUUCGGUAUAGUUGGAUUUUAAAAAGCAUAUACAGGGAAACCGUAAAAAUAAGUGCUUGUGUAGACUGUUCAAUGGGCAAUGAGUCCAGUAUUUACAAUCUAAAGGUCCAAUGCUGAAAGUAUAUUGGGUGGCUUUUGCCUACUUGUACCUCGCAUUAAGGCUGAUCACAUCUUUCUAUAUUCAGUUGCAAAUAUUGACUUUGCUCUGGUAGUGGGAAAUAUUAUUAAAGUAAGUUUUAAGUUGAUCAAUGUUUGAACUUUGAAAAAUUGUGUAAAAAAAAAUCUGAACAAAAGAAAAUAUAUUCAUAACUCUGAAUAUAGGGGGAAAAAUAUUUUUUAUAUAUAUAUUUUAACACAUCAGCCUGAAAGACUUAGAACUGCAAUGUUUUACAUUGCAGCACUAAGUGCAAAAGUGACACAGCACCCAGACCACUUUAAUUAGCUGAAGUGGUCUGGCUGCCUACAGUGUGUUUAAUGGAGAUGUACACAACAUAUGAAGUGUGGAAGCCUGCCUACCCCUGGCUUAUAACGAUGACUGACAAGAAGCAAAGAUGGAGGCACCAAGUUUCAGUUUACAUUUAAGUUGAUUUCUGAACCUAACUUUGUCACACCUCACAAUUACAUUGGGGAUAAGAACAUAUACUUUUAAAAGUAAAAAUUCCCAUUUAAGGUCAAAUGUUCCCAUUGUGUAGGAGCUCUAAAAUGUGUUUUCUCACCCACAAUAUAAUGUAAACUAUUGCUAAAUAUAUUUGUAGAUAAACAUGGAAAAAUUAUGGCUUAUUUAACACGAAUCAAACAGCGUAAUAUAUUUCUGUGUAGCAACUUAUCUGCUGCUCCCUUAAAAAGUAUGUUUCUUAAAGCUUGUAGUUUUAUUUUUAUGAUCUAUGAAUAAUAUUUAACCGUGUUUAGUUGUAAUUGAUUUUGCUUAUUUUGUGUGGUUAUUCUUUGUAUCAAAGAAAUAUUUAUGUAAUGUGCAUAUUUUCAGAAUCAUAAUGUUAGUUAUAUUUGCAUAUUCAGCAAAUGUUUGUGGAUGGUUUGGAGUUUAAAGGAACACUCUACACACAGUCUGCUGUAGUUGUUAUGGUGCCUGUAUUGCCCUG
Molecule: messenger RNA, 2282 nt
Organism: Pelobates fuscus (common spadefoot toad)
Lineage: Eukaryota; Metazoa; Chordata; Amphibia; Anura; Pelobatidae
Gene: MBLAC2
Product: metallo-beta-lactamase domain containing 2
Exons: 2
Coding region: 69-905 (278 amino acids)
Source: RefSeq, a predicted model, not a curated record